UAAAGGGACAGAGGGAAUAUAUAUUAAAACUCAAUGGCAAAACAUGAGCCUGCCAUAUGUCACUUUUACUAGGAAAAUGAUGUGGCGCCAUGUCAUACUAUUGAAGAUUUAAGUUUAAUUUUAUACAUGUAAAUUUAGCAACAAUCUAUAAUAACAAAAAUUAAUCUCACUUCUUUUAUUUGCUUAUACGUAAAACCUAUAUAUGUAACCCAAAUUAUGUAUUGAGCUUUUUAAGCUAAUGUUUUUUAUUUUUUAUUUUUUUUUUGAAGUAAAUUAAAAAAAAAUUAGGAUACUAGGUAUUGGAUAAUAUAUUUGAUGUUCAAUAAUGAUUGGAAAAAUAUAUUUUAAAUAGUACGAGUACCAAAUAAAUGUAACUGAUUUAAUCAAUAUUUAUUAUAUUUCAUCACUUAAUUUUUAUUAUAAAAGCUCAUUUUAAAUAUACAUAUAAUGACUCGGGCAUCACCCGGGCCAAAAACUAGUUCUCCAAAGCCAAAUAACGUUUAAUUGAGAAACUCUAUUAAGUGAUAAAACUAAGGCAUAUGGCAAAUUACAACUCUACCCACAUACUAAAACUGAAUGAGAAAAAAGAAAAAAAAAAAAAAAAACCCCAAAAAAUAAACAUACACUUACUCUCAAAGUAGAUCAUGACCCAAAAAUAGAGGUGAUUAAUAUAGGUCCGACCCGAUUUUGGAGUAUUGAAUCAACUAAACUUCAAUGCUCCAAACAUAGCAAAUUCCAAACAAAUGGCACAUGCAUUAUGCAUUAUGCAACUUGUACAUCCUCACUUGCUUAGCUCCACAAAAUUUGAUUUCUUCUUCUCACGUACUUCAGUUACAUACUUGCAUGAUUUCAUUUAUCACCAUUCAAUUAUUUAUUAAUUUAUUUAUUUUCCUAUAUUUUUUCAAAUUUUCCUCCAAUUCUAUACUAUCAGCAAUAAACCAGCCAAAAUGCAAUUCAAAGCCAUAAUUUCCCCUUCUCCUAACAUCCGAAUCAAAAUUCCCAUAAUCAAACAAUUUUCACUCUCCUCCAAUUUGCGGCACCCUAAAAUCCCACUUAAGCCCUUCAAUUUAUGCUUUCCUGAAUCCCAUCAAAUUCCCAGAAAUUUGCAAAAAGUUGGUUGUAUUAGUCCUAGCCAAGAAUUUCUGGGUGAAAAUCUUCAAACCCACGAACCAGAAUCCGAGAUUAACCCAGAAAUUCUUAACCUUCAACCUUCAAAACCCACAAAUGUAGCUGAAGAAUUUGCUAAUCAAAGUACAUGGGAUCAAAUAAUUGAGAUUGUUAAGUUUUCUGGUCCUGCUACUGGGCUUUGGAUUUGUGGGCCUUUGAUGAGUCUCAUUGAUACUGCUGUUAUUGGCCAAGGCAGCUCUAUUGAGCUUGCUGCGUUAGGUCCAGCAACUGUGCUAUGUGAUUAUGUUGGAUAUGUGUUUAUGUUUCUUUCAGUUGCAACUUCCAAUAUGGUUGCUACUUCACUAGCUCAAAAGAACGAGGAUCAAGUGCAGCAUCAGAUAUCCAUGUUACUAUUCAUAAGUUUGGCAAGUGGAGUGCUGUUGUUUUUACUGACGAAAGGAUUCGGUGAAUGGGCUUUAACUGCUUUUGUGGGAGCGAAAAAUAUGAAUCUUGUAUCUGCUGCGAAUUCGUAUUUACAGCUUCGUGCCUUAGCAUGGCCUGCCAUUCUUGUUGGCUAUGUCACUCAGAGUGCCAGUCUAGGCAUGAAAGAUUCCCUGGGACCAUUGAAGGCAUUGCUCAUUGCCACUGCUCUCAGUGGAAUUGGUGAUAUAGUACUCUGUGUCUUCUUAAAUUAUGGAAUAGCUGGUGUAGCGUUGGCAACUGCAGCAUCACAAAUUGUUGCAGCUAAUGUGAUGAUUGAUGCUUUGAAUAAAAAAGGAUACAAUGGGUAUUCCUUUUCAGUUCCAUCACUUGCUGAAUUGCAAGAAAUAGUUGGGAUAGCUGCCCCCAUCUUUGUAACCAUGUUUUCAAAGGUGGCCUUAUAUGGUCUACUUAUUUAUUUUGCUACGUCUAUAGGUACGCAUGUAGUGGCUGCUCAUCAGGUUUUGCUUAAUAUAUUUGGCAUGUGUUCAGUAUGGGGUGAGCCCCUUUCUCAAACUGCACAAUCAUUUAUGCCCGAGCUACUUUAUGGAGCCAACCGAAGUUUAAAAGCUUGUUUUUACAAACAGGCGAGAUCUCUAUUGAAGUCUCUUUUGAUAAUAGGAGCGUCUAUUGGACUUCUUCUAGGAACUGCCGCAACUUCUGUCCCUUUUGUUGUUCCUAAUUUCUUCACAUCUGAUACAGUAGUGAUAGGAGAGAUGCACAAUGUUUGGAUUUGCUUCUUCCUUGCUUUAAGUGUGACUCCUUGUAUACUCCCCAGUGAGGGUACAUUGCUGGCUGGCAGGGAUCUCAAAUUCAUUAGUAUAUCAAUGAGUGGAUGUUUCGCUUUGGGCGCACUUGUAUUACUGCUAGUGAGAAGUCAAGUAGGUUUAGUAGGUUGUUGGAGUGCCCUUGUUGGAUUUCAAUGGGCACGCUUCUUGAUUUCUCUAAGACGCCUUCUUUCUCCUAAUGGUGUAUUAUUCUCAGAGGAUCUUGACCAUUUCAAAUUGGGCGAGCUUAAGGUAGCUUAGGUAAAGAUUCAACAAACACCUUCAGAAAAUUCUUUUCAUUGGUUAAACUACCUUCAGCAAAUUCGAGUAAGAAUAAAUUUGAUGUAUCAGGGUAUGUACAAUCAUAAAAAUUAUUCCAUAGUUGUUCUUUGCAAGAAUUGCAACUGUAUCCUCUGAUACUUCUAACAUUAGAGUUUCAGAGAUAGAAGUAUAUAUAUAGCUUAAGGUGAAAUGUAAUUAAAUAUCAUAAUCCAUAUUUUUGGGAAACUUUGCAGAAAAUCACCCUCUACCCCAUGA
This is a messenger RNA of Chenopodium quinoa (quinoa), 2891 nucleotides long. RefSeq names its product protein DETOXIFICATION 46, chloroplastic-like. The transcript has 14 exons. Gene Ontology annotation, biological process: transmembrane transport. Lineage: Eukaryota; Viridiplantae; Streptophyta; Magnoliopsida; Caryophyllales; Amaranthaceae. Gene Ontology annotation, cellular component: membrane. Bases 948 to 2615 code for a protein of 555 amino acids. Gene Ontology annotation, molecular function: xenobiotic transmembrane transporter activity; antiporter activity. The record is from RefSeq and is a predicted model, not a curated record.